Molecule: messenger RNA, 2388 nt
Organism: Ctenopharyngodon idella (grass carp)
Lineage: Eukaryota; Metazoa; Chordata; Actinopteri; Cypriniformes; Xenocyprididae
Gene: igsf21a
Product: immunoglobin superfamily, member 21a
Exons: 10
Coding region: 443-1942 (499 amino acids)
Biological process (GO): homophilic cell-cell adhesion; heterophilic cell-cell adhesion
Cellular component (GO): adherens junction
Source: RefSeq, a predicted model, not a curated record
AUAUGCCUAUAAUGAUCUUUCAAAACCUUUUCAGUGUAGGGAAAAAUCCAGCACGAAUAAAUCGGCUUAGUGGACAGAAUUAGAGGGGAAGGGUUUGGAGCCAGAGUAGGAUUAAGGGAAAUUGUGUGAAAUAAAAAGCGAGUGAUCACGAGUGACUGUGUUCGUGUCUGCUUCUAGAGGGAGGGAGGGAGAGAGAGAGUGAGUGAGAGAGAGAGAGAGAUUUUCAUCCAAAUCCAUAUCUAUUUUUUAAUCCUCGUCUGUGCGUAAACGUUGGUUGCAGCCUUCGCGAGGAGACUAUUUCACAAUGCAACGCUUUUAAUAAUCUUUACGCAAUCUCCAACAACCUUACAUCCUUUGAAGUGCGCAUUUGUUUUAAACUUCCAUCUUCCCUCCGACACUUGGACAGCAUUAUGACCAGUUUGUGGAAUCGCAUCCCUUUGGAAUGGUGGGAAAUACGCGGCGAGCUGCCGGAGAGCAUGUAAACGCAAAUGGAGUUUGGGAUUUAUUGCAAAAUAUGGGAAAGAUGACCGUCCUGUCUUUGUGUUUUCUCUUGUGCGCUGAUCUACUGCAAGUAGCUGUUGGAUAUCUGACCGUAACGAUAGAGCCCUUGCUGCCAGUUGUUGUGGGAGAAACGGUGACUCUAAAGUGCAACUUCAAGACAGAUGGAAGAUUGCGAGAGAUCGUUUGGUACAGGGUUACUGACGGAGGCACUAUUAAGCAGAAGAUUUUUACGUACGAUGCUAUGUUCAAUACCAAUUACUCCCAUAUGGAGGAUUACCGCAGACGGGAAGACCUGGUGUAUCAAUCAACUGUCCGGCUCCCAGAGGUCCGGAUCUCAGACAACGGACCUUAUGAAUGCCAUGUAGGAAUCUAUGACCGAGCAACACGGGAGAAGGUCGUCCUGGCAUCAGGGAACGUUUUGCUAACGGUCAUGUCUCCACCCAAUAACAUCUCAGUGGUGGCAGAGAACACGCCAGCUCCAUUCAGCCGAUACCAGGCUCAGAACCUCACCCUGGUCUGCACUGCCAAAGGAGGCAAACCAGCUCCAUCGGUGUACUUCAAGCGGGAUGGGGAGUUGAUAGAGGUGAUCUCCUACGUUUCGCCCACUGUGGGUUAUGAGGGCGGCGGCUCCGCUGGCGUGCGUGGAGCCAGACCUCUGAUCAGCAGGGAUCUGGAUGACACUAAGCUGAGGAAGUCUCUAUCUCUGCUGGGUCCGGAUGGCAGGCCCGGACGCCUCAACACGGAGAGCCCUGGGCGGAGCUACAUGGCCAAACAGCCCGGCCAAGAGCCCAGCCCGGCCACGGAGACCAUCCCAGAGACAGUGGUAAGCCGGGAGUUCCCUCGCUGGGUUCAGAGUACAGACCCCCUGUACUACUUCAGCAACACGCACAUUCCCCAGAGCGACGGGUCUGUGCUGGUUCAGGCCAAGCUCACCUGGACGCUGAAUCCGCAGUUGGAUAACGACGCCUUGUUUAGCUGCGAGGUCACGCACCCGGCUCUCUCUAUGCCUAUGCAGACUGAGGUCAUACUGGCGGCUCCUAAAGGCCCCAAGCUUGUGAUAUCCCCUACCAGGGCAAAGGUAGGGGAUACGGUUCGCAUCACCGUCCAAGGUUUCCAGGUAGGAUCUCCAGUGAAUGAGGUGUUUCCUGAGCCUCUGUUCACCUGGACGCGGGUGGGCGGCAGACUGCUGGACGGCAGUACCGAGAGAGAUGGGAAGGAACUGGUGUUGGAGCGAGUGCCUGCAGAACUCAAUGGCUCCAUGUACCGCUGCACGGCCCAGAAUCCAUUGGGCUCCACUGACACACACACACGCCUCAUUGUUUUUGAAAAUCCAAGUAUGAUGAAAAACACACAGAAUCCGAACAAUGGAGCUCCUGGUUUGCACAAGUUUGGACUGAUAUGCCUGCCACUUAUUCUCACAGUGACUGUCGAACUGACGUGAAUAUCCUUGAUUCAGCCGCACACAAACACGCCUCCUCUCCAGUCAGGCACACACACACACUCACACACACUUCACACACAUGCACACAAGCCUUCUCCAGACCAUGACUAAACCUACCUUGCUUUCAUCUGUGGGAGAACCUGAACCCCCCAAAAGGGGGCGCACCAUCCUAUUUUUGUGAGAGAAAAAAAAAAGAUCCAGAUGGAGAUGAUGAUAAUAUCGCUGAUUUAAAAAUAAGAUGAAAUGAAAAUAACAUGCUGAAUAUGAGAAAAAGCACCACCUUACCAUUUGCCCCUUUCCGCACAGACAGUUUUGGUUUUGUUUGUUUUUUUGUUAAACUUGCCUGUCAAUCAACAGAGACCUGUCCUUUGGAAAAGCAAAAAGGCAUUUGGGGUUGAACAAAAAUCUCAUGUGUGUGGAGAAAGACAUUAAGGAACUGUGGGUUG